AUGAGAAGCAGUCUUUCUUUUAUUAGAAGGAUACAUAUAAAUCGUAUAUAUGGUUUUCGCUGUGAAAAUAUGGUUGAAAUUGGCCCAGGAGAUAGAAUACCAAAGGAAAAGUUAAUGGAAAAAGAUUUAUCAGAUCUUGUUGACCUGAGUGAUAUUCUUCCGAAAAAAGCUAUCAUUAUUGGGGUUCCUGGGGCUUUUAGUCCUACAUGUUCUAUGACUCAUUUACCCGGUUUUUUCUCUAAAAUAAAUAAAUUUGAAGAAAAAGGCGUUGGUUUGAUGGCUUGUAUUUCAGUAAAUGAUGUUUUUGUUAUGAAUGCUUGGAAAAGUUCGUUUUCUAUAAAAUCUCCUUUAGUUCGUUUUUUUGCUGAUCCAAGUGCACAAUGGACAAAAGCUGCCAAUUUAUCUUUUGAUGCUACAAAAAUAUUUGGCAAUUAUAGGAGUAAACGUUAUGUUCUUUUUCUAGAAGAUGGACUUGUUAAAAAGGCCUUUAUUGAACCUAAUUUUGUCGGCUUGGUAGAAAGUACUGCGGAAAAAGUUCUUCAUUCUAUAUGA
Messenger RNA from Pneumocystis murina B123, 552 nucleotides. RefSeq lists its product as hypothetical. The transcript is spliced from 6 exons. Gene Ontology annotation, cellular component: cytoplasm; mitochondrion; cytosol. Bases 1 to 552 code for a protein of 183 amino acids. Gene Ontology annotation, biological process: cell redox homeostasis; cellular response to oxidative stress; hydrogen peroxide catabolic process. The record is from RefSeq and is a predicted model, not a curated record. Gene Ontology annotation, molecular function: thioredoxin peroxidase activity. Lineage: Eukaryota; Fungi; Ascomycota; Pneumocystomycetes; Pneumocystales; Pneumocystaceae.